UCCAGCAGGUUGGUGUAAUUUCGACACUGGUUUCAGUCCGUCUGUAAGAUUCAGCCACGGUGCGCUUAAUUUAUCCGUUUCUAAAAGCAGUUCGUAGAACGAGCCUUCUGGAAACAAGGAGUAAAUGCUGACUUCUGACACAAUUUCUACCAAAACGAGCGCACCAUAACUGAAAGACUAACUCCAGAGCAAAUAAACUAGUAAUGUGUUUUCCUCGCUGGAAGGAUGAACAGGCCUACAACAAAGCUGAACACAACAGAGAGCAGUCAGGAAGAUGUUGACACUGAUUCCACUUCAACAAAACAUUUUGGUUCUGAGAAGCACCAUAAUGUCCAGCCAGACCCUGCAGGGCCUCGUCUUUGGACAGGGUUCCCUUCCGAUGUCAGCCUGCCUGGAAUAUUCCCCCAUCCUCACCAGGGUAUUAUCCAGCCAACACUGAUGGACACUGUCAACUUAAGUUCUGUGCCUGGACCAUCAAGCAGCAGCUAUCACAGUUCCAUUUCUGCUCCUUGGCUUAAUAAUGAAUGCCUUUUCUACAACAUGAUGCCGGUGGACUUGCCUGCUCCUGUUACUAAUAUCCAUGUAGCACAGGCCAUGGGGCAUCAGCAGGUUUGGGAGGGACUGUCUGAAGUCACACCCCACUUCACACAGCCUGUGGUGUGUAAUGUGUAUGGAAGUGGACAGGUUGCGGCCAUUGACAUCUGUGAACCAACAUUCACAACAUCACACAACUGUUCUGCACAUGCAGAUGUAAGUGUACUGGGGACUCCCAGCCAGUACUACCAGGCAGCUUGCCGCCUGUAUGAGUCCAACAUGCAGCCUCAAGACCCCCUAGGACGAGCUGCAGGAACUGUGUGUGAAUCAGAGCCAAGGAAACCAUGCCAUUGCAGCAGAUCCAAAUGCCUCCAACUCUACUGUGAGUGUUUUGCCAAUGGAGUGAUGUGCAGCAACUGCGACUGCUCUAACUGCUACAACAAUGCCGAGCAUGAAGUGAGGCGUUACGAGGCAAUUAAGUUAUAUUUAGGUCGUAACCCAGAUGCCUUCAGGCCUAAGAUCGCUGGUGGGGAGUCAGGAAAGGUCAAAGGAUGGCACAUCAAAGGAUGCAGCUGUCAACGCUCCAGAUGCCUUAAGAACUACUGCGAGUGCUUUGAGGCCAACAUCAAGUGUACCUCCAGCUGUAAAUGUGUUGGCUGUAGAAACUACGAUGAGCGCUCAGAAAUGGACCCCAUAGAAAAGACUUGCAAGGACAAAGGGCCUGCAUCAGUGAUAACCACUGCUAUGGUGGAGGAUGUGUGCAACCAUCUGGUGGCCCAGGCUGAGAAGGCUGAGAGAGAGGGCCAGAGCCCCAUUCAGGCUGAGCGCAUGGUCCUGGUUGAGUUUGGACACUGUCUGACUCAGAUUGUCAAGUCCAUGUUCAAGGACAAGUGACACUGAGGAGACACCUGUGGACUUCAUGUCCUCAUGUGGUAAUUUAAAACGGUUGCUUUAUAUGUUGGUCUGACAGUUGAUUAAAUUUGAUGUUGUGAUUUUGACUGUUUUGAGCUCAUGCUCCUUUUACAUUGCUAUGGUACUACUUACCUCACUCAUUCAUCUCUCAAUUAUUCAAGAGUCCUGGAUGUAUAAGUGUUCAAAAAUUAUUUUGAUAUCUUUGAUAUUAUUGUUUCUUAAUUGGAUGUGUUUUAGUUUAAAAUCCAUGGUUCAGCCCCUGUGGAGACUUUUCCUCUGGUGUUAUUUCAUGCUGUUCUGGCAGGGUAAUGUUUCUGGCAAAAAUGCUAUACUAGAAUGUUCUGCAAGUCCUCCUGGUUUGUUUGGUUUAAGAAUCCUAUUUCUGAGUUUCACUUUUGGAGGAAAAUAAAGUGU
Molecule: messenger RNA, 1860 nt
Organism: Monopterus albus (swamp eel)
Lineage: Eukaryota; Metazoa; Chordata; Actinopteri; Synbranchiformes; Synbranchidae
Gene: tesmin
Product: testis expressed metallothionein like protein
Exons: 12
Coding region: 226-1428 (400 amino acids)
Biological process (GO): regulation of DNA-templated transcription
Cellular component (GO): nucleus
Source: RefSeq, a predicted model, not a curated record